Molecule: messenger RNA, 1061 nt
Organism: Brassica oleracea var. oleracea
Lineage: Eukaryota; Viridiplantae; Streptophyta; Magnoliopsida; Brassicales; Brassicaceae
Product: SART-1 family protein DOT2
Exons: 2
Coding region: 219-854 (211 amino acids)
Biological process (GO): maturation of 5S rRNA; mRNA cis splicing, via spliceosome
Cellular component (GO): U4/U6 x U5 tri-snRNP complex
Source: RefSeq, a predicted model, not a curated record
CGCCCACCUCGGAAGUUCUCUACCCUUCUUCUUCAACAAUUCAUGUAUAUAUAACUGCCUCUUCUCUCAUCUUCUUUUCUCGGUAUGUAUUAGGAUUGUAACCUAGCUAGAUCUCUCUUGUGGUCUCUAUACAUAUAUGUCACAAGGCAUAGAGAAUAAUUAGGGUUUGGAUUCUAUAGGGGAUUAUUAUUUCACAAUUGUGUUGGAUUUUCAUAAGAAUGUCUCAUCUCAAUAUUGAUAUGAAGAAGAAUUCGAUGAGGAAGAAUAAGAAACUGGUUAUUAAUAUUGCUGCUGUAAAGAAAGAAGGUCUCGCUUCAAGAUUUGAAACUGAUCAGGAUCUUGGUUCUUCAAUAAAGAAUGAGAAAAAGAGGUUUGAAUCAUCGGAGAGACAAAGAGAUGUGUUUGAUCAAAGGAUUCGUUUCAAAGCUAAUGAAGAGAUUGAUGAUCAUGGUUCCCAUGAUCGUUCUAGGGUUAGAGACGGAGUGAUGCGUGAGGUCGACGUCGGUACAGGAUUAUCUGGGGCGUUAAAGCUUCUCAGAGAGCAAGGAACUUUCAAGGAGAAAAGCAGCAGCAAGCAUCAUCUAGGUGUUAGAGACAAUCAUGGUAAAGAUGACAGAUUCAAAGAUGCGUUUAAGGAUAUUAGGAUUGAUAGGGUGGAUGAAUUUGGCAGGAUAUUGACUGAAAAAGAAGCGUUUAAGAAACUUUGUCAUGGGUUCCAUGGGAAGAGGAAGCAAGAGAAACGGAUGAGGAAACAUGAAGACAGCUCAAAAAAUAUAUUGGAGUCUUCAGAUAGAGCUGUGGAAAGAAUGAGACAGGUUCAUGCCGAGUUGAAGAGUCCUUACGUUGUUCUUUAGUCUUAAACGUCUCUUUCAUAUGCUUUUGAGAUUUGGGAAAUAACAUCAAUGCAUCCCACGUCAAAACGAGCCCAUAUAGAGACGAUUUCUUCAUCUUCCAUGAGGGCCUAGCUAUGUAGUGAGAACCUUAGGGAUAACUUCACUGAAUUGCCUGAGAGCAUUCUUAGCGUAAUUCUGAGUCAUCUUACAACUCUGGAAGCUGUUAGG